Messenger RNA from Biomphalaria glabrata, 877 nucleotides. RefSeq lists its product as uncharacterized. NCBI's taxonomy places the organism in Eukaryota, Metazoa, Mollusca, Gastropoda, Planorbidae. The record is from RefSeq and is a predicted model, not a curated record. The transcript has 5 exons. Gene Ontology annotation, biological process: regulation of apoptotic process. The coding region runs from base 135 to 599 and encodes 154 amino acids.
AUCCAGUGACCUGUGUUCAUGCUGUACUUGUAUAUCUUCAACAUAUUUGUAUUAUAGUUUCAUUUUUUGUAUUGUCAUUUCAUUUUGGACUAUUUUAAACGAUUGACUUCACUGAAGCUAAUGUCAACAGAAACAUGUCGUUGCUGAAUCUCAAAAAACAAUACUUGGGUUCGUCUGUUGACAUGACGUCGUCGAGUGAGGACUUGAAAGUAAUAUUGGAUUUUGUUGACCCAGUUAUCUUGCAAGAAGUAAAGCAACUCUUUGAGCAUUUUAUCUUGGAGACUGUUCAAAGUAAUGUGUUGAAGCCUUCUUCAUGGGGCUUUCUGUUUGCCAGUUCUCCAGAAUUACUUUCAUCAAGUCGACUAUUUCGUCUGGUUGCCGCUUUAGCACAAUCAGAGAAAAGGCACAGACUUCAAGAAAUAGCUUUGAAGUUGGCAUCCAACCCAACUCACAUGGAACUAUCCGUAGCAUUGUCCUCAUUGAUUAGUGGCAACGUAGAAGAGAACAUAGUGACAUUGUUUUAUUUCUGUCAGUUCCUGAUUCAAAGGAGACUAAAGAACGAGAACCAAGAUUUGUCCUCUCUCAUAGAAUGGUGUUAACAGAAUCUGUUGUCUGCCCUUGGUCCACAGGUUCAAUUUUCUGGAGGUUGGAAUCACUGCCUACUUGACCAAGGGAGAGAAUCAACUGAACAGUUGUAGAUCUCGUGCAACUGACUUGUAUGUUGACUGUAACUAAAUAUUUGAUACAUUCAUAUAUUUAAUGUUAUUAAGAGCCAAGUUUUCUUUCUUUCUUUUUCAUUCUUUUGAUUUUGAUUUUUGAUCAAUAAUUAACUUCAUUUAAUUUACUGAGAAAAAAAUAUUAAAAGGGAGGCAACCAA